Molecule: messenger RNA, 6743 nt
Organism: Motacilla alba alba
Lineage: Eukaryota; Metazoa; Chordata; Aves; Passeriformes; Motacillidae
Gene: LRRC7
Product: leucine rich repeat containing 7
Exons: 25
Coding region: 1093-5634 (1513 amino acids)
Biological process (GO): neurotransmitter receptor transport postsynaptic membrane to endosome; neurotransmitter receptor transport, endosome to postsynaptic membrane
Cellular component (GO): adherens junction; postsynaptic density; postsynaptic membrane
Molecular function (GO): protein binding
Source: RefSeq, a predicted model, not a curated record
CAAUUUGUCGAGAGCAGAGAAAUCCUCCGUGUUUGACUGGGCAGAGCCGCCCCUCCUGGUGCGAGCUGCGGAGAAGUUGGGCGAGGGAGGAAGGUGGAGGGAUGAGGAGGGAUGGCUGGAAGCAGCUGGGAAUGAGGCUGGAGAGCCCCGACGGCCCCGGGGAGAGGCUGCUGCUGCCAGGGCUGGAGCCAAGUGCGAAAUUCGGGGAAGAAAGGAGCCUUAAAUCCCCGCGCUCUGCGAAGGGGGAGCAAAUACCGUGUUAAUGGAUCAGGUUCUGGCGAAUAAAGAAGAAAAGAAGCUGUAAGCUCAGGAAGGCUCUUUUUUAUUAUAAGGAGGAGAACGUUCCUCAUCCUUUAGUUCCCUUGGAUCCGGAGUGAAUGACUUUAGAGCUACAGGAGUUUAAGCUCAUCGGAGGAAAACGGUGCUUUUAAUUUUUUUUUUUAAAUUUUUUUUUCUUUCCUUCCCGAAUAUUUUGCUGGGGAAAAGAUCUAGGAAACGAGAGCUGGAGCCAAGAGAAUCCGUGGAGAGCAAAUGAAACCUUUCCUAGGCUAGGAAGCGGUGGUCAGAAAUAACCCGAAUUUGCCUGAGCCGGGGGAAGGGGAGCACGGAGCGCAUCCAGCCCCGGCAGGCGGGAUGUAGGGAGCGGCGGUGGGACUGGCAGCGCCGAGCACAUUCCCAUGGCCGGGAAUCCAGCGCUGGGCUCCGCAUCACGUGCAUCGCCGGGCUCCGCUCCUGCUCCCGGCGUGCCGGAGAUGUGAAGACGUCCUUGGGAGGUCUCGGGUGCUCGGCGGCUCGGAUUGAAACAAAGCGAUCGGCCGAGGGAUCCGCCGGGAAUAGAAUCCGGGAUCGAGGAGCCUUCGGACAGCCGCGGGAGCUCGGGAAUCGUCCCCGCGGGACGAGGGGACGGCGGGGCAGGGAGAGCAUCCGUCCCUCUGCCGCUGCCGGCGGCUCCGGCACCCGGCGCGGCCCGCGGCUGGAUCCGGCGGGAUUUAACCCUCGGCUCCCGGCCGUCGGCCCGGCCCUGGAUUGUUCCUCGGCGCCGCUCCUGCCGCUCGGACCCCGCUGCUGCGGCGGCAGCGCGCCCCGGCAGGGAUGGCGUGGCACGGGCACGGCGGCGUGGCCGAGUUCCCCCCGCGGGCAGCGCGCCGAGGCAGCGGAUGCACCCCCGCCAUGAGCCACGGCAGCGGCCGGGAGCGGGGCCGGCGCCGGCGCUGGGUGUCCCUGCUGCAGAACCCGUCCCUGCUCUGCAGAGUAUGCUGCUUGGAGAUGACAAGCAAAAGGAAGCUGAUCGGGCGCCUGGUGCCGUGCCGGUGUUUCCGCGGCGAGGAGGAGAUCGUCUCCGUGCUGGAUUAUUCCCACUGUGGCCUGCAGCAGGUGCCAAAGGAGGUCUUCAACUUCGAGAGGACCCUGGAGGAGCUUUACCUUGAUGCCAACCAGAUCGAGGAGCUUCCCAAGCAACUGUUCAACUGCCAAGCCCUGCGGAAGCUGAGCAUCCCCGACAACGACCUGUCCAGCCUCCCCACGUCCAUCGCCAGCCUGGUCAACCUCCGCGAGCUCGACAUCAGCAAGAAUGGAAUCCAAGAUUUCCCAGAAAACAUUAAGUGUUGUAAGUGUUUAACGAUAAUCGAAGCCAGCGUCAACCCCGUGUCCAAGCUGCCAGAUGGCUUCACACAACUUCUAAAUUUGACCCAGCUCUAUCUAAACGAUGCCUUUUUGGAGUUUCUUCCAGCUAACUUUGGAAGACUUGUCAAAUUGCGAAUUUUGGAGUUAAGAGAAAACCACUUGAAAACUCUACCAAAGUCAAUGCACAAACUGACUCAGCUGGAGAGGCUCGAUCUGGGCAAUAAUGAGUUCUCUGAGCUGCCUGAGGUUCUUGAACAAAUCCAGAAUCUGAAGGAGUUGUGGAUGGACAAUAAUUCCUUGCAAGUGCUACCUGGGUCUAUAGGGAAGUUAAAACAGCUCGUGUACCUGGAUGUGUCCAAAAACAGGAUCGAGACGGUCGACCUGGACAUCUCGGGCUGUGAGGGGCUGGAGGAUCUCCUCCUCUCCUCCAACAUGCUGCAGCAGCUGCCAGAUUCCAUAGGAUUGUUGAAGAGACUGACAACCCUGAAAGUGGAUGACAACCAGCUCACCAUCCUGCCCAAUGCCAUCGGAAACUUGUCCCUGCUGGAGGAAUUUGACUGCAGCUGCAACGAGCUGGAGUCGCUGCCCUCCACCAUCGGGUACCUGCACAACCUGCGCACCCUGGCCGUGGACGAGAACUUCCUCCCGGAGCUGCCCAGAGAAAUUGGGAGCUGUAAGAACGUGACUGUGAUGUCCCUGCGCUCCAACAAACUGGAGUUUCUGCCUGAUGAGAUCGGCCAGAUGCAGAAGCUGAGGGUGUUAAAUCUGAGUGAUAACAGGCUGAAGAAUUUGCCCUUCACUUUCACCAAACUGAAAGAACUGGCAGCCUUGUGGCUUUCUGACAACCAGUCCAAGGCUCUGAUCCCGCUGCAGACCGAGGCGCACCCCGAGACCAAGCAGCGCGUGCUCACCAACUACAUGUUCCCCCAGCAGCCGCGCAGCGACGAAGAUUUCCAGUCAGACAGCGACAGUUUUAACCCCACUCUCUGGGAGGAGCAGAGGCAGCAGAGGAUGACUGUGGCCUUUGAGUUCGAGGACAAGAAGGAAGAGGAGGAGAAUCCGGGGAAAGUCAAGGUUGAGAUCAACCUCAAGCGUUACCCCACGCCCUACCCCGAGGACCUGAAGAACAUGGUGAAGUCUGUGCAGAACCUGGUGAGCAAACCCAGCCUGGGAGUGCGGCCCGAGAACACGGCCCCGGCCGCCAGCACCGACCCCACGGGCAAGGACAAGUACGAGCACAAGUGGCCCCUGACCCCCAAGGAGAUCUCUGUGGAGGAUGCCUUUGGACAUCCUGGCAGCGAGAUGAGGAUAGGGGAGCUCCGUCCUUCCAUGCCCGAGACGCCGCUCUACCCCCCCAAACUCGUCCUGCUGGGUAAAGACAAGAAAGAGUCGACAGAUGAGUCUGAAGCAGAUAAGAUCCAUUGUCUGAAUAACAGCGUUUCCUCAGGCACUUACUCAGACUAUUCCCCUUCCCAGGCUUCCUCAGGGUCCUCCAACGCGCACGUAAAAAUGGGCUCCCUGCAGACCACGGCUAAAGAAGCAGUGAAUAACUCUUUGUGGGGGAACAGGCUGGCCCAGUCGUUCCCACAGCCCCUGGAGACCAAGCCAUUGCUGAGCCAGCGGGAGGCGGCUCCGGCCGGGAACGUCCCGGCGCGCCCGGAGCGGCGCCCGCUGAGCGACGCCUUCGCCGACAGCUGGAACGACGGCUCCCACUACGACAACACGGGAUUCGUGGCCGAGGAGAGCGCGGCAGAGAACGCCGGCACCAACCCCCUGCUGAGCACCAAAUCCAGGAGCUCCUCCGCCCACGGGCGCCGGCCGCUGAUCCGGCAGGACAGGAUCGUGGGGAUCCCCCUGGAGCUGGAGCAGCCCGCGCUCAGAAACACACACGACUCUGAAGUGCCUCCUCCCAAUCCUUGGCAAAAUUGGACCAGAACUCCCAGUCCUUUUGAAGACAGGACAGCUUUUCCUUCCAAACUGGAAAGCACCCCCAACACCAGCCCUUUGCCCGAGCGGAAAGAUCACGUCAAGGAGUCUCCCGAAAUGACGAGCACUUUCACUCCAGGAAUUCCGUGGGAAUAUCACGACGCCAACGCUAACAGGAGCCUCACAAACGUCUAUUCCCACGUGCACUGUCGCCCAGACCCUUCCAAAAACGUCAUCUCCAUCAGCAAGAGCACGGAGCGGCUCUCCCCGAUGAUGAGGGAUUUAAAAACGAACAAGUUUAAGAAGUCGCAGAGCAUCGACGAGAUCGACAUCGGUGCGUACAAGGUGUACAACAUCCCCCUGGAAAACUAUGCAUCCGGGAACGACACCGUGGGCCCCCACGAGAGGGUGGACAAGCUGCUGGGCCCGGAGCACGGCGUGCUGAGCAUGUCCCGCAGCCAGUCCGUGCCCAUGCUGGACGACGAGCUGCUGACCUACGGCAGCGUCAAGGUGCAGCCACAGCACAAGGCGUCGGUCACCAAGAAGGUUUAUCAGUUCGACCAAAGCUUCAACCCCCAGGGCGCCGUGGAGCUCCCGGCCGACAAGCGGCUCCUGCCGCCCUUCCAGCUCAACGCCGAGUACCUGCCCCAGCCGGCCAAGAGCCUGCCCCAGGAGCUGGUGAGCCCGCGGGGCUACCGCGGCUACGCGCCCGUGGAGCCCAUGUUCUCCUUCUCGCAGCCCUCGGUCGGCGAGGAGCCGGCGGCCGCCCCGUUCCCCGGCCCGGCCGCGCGCCCCGGCUUCCUGCGCAGGGCGGAUUCGCUGGCCAGCUCGGGGGAGAUGUCGGUGUUCCGCAGGGUGGGCGAGCCCCAGGAGCUGCCCCCGGCGGACAGGUACGGCCGGGCCCCGUUCCGCGGCGCCCCGGAGCGCCAGGGCAGCAUGGCCAUGCCCGAGGCCCAGUUCCUCAAGCGCAACGGGCGCUACGAAGACGAGCACCCUUCCUACCAGGAAGUGAAAGCCCAGACUGGGAGCUUCCCAGUUAAAAACCUCACGCAAAGGAGGCCCCUGUCGGCACGAAGCUACAGCACAGAGAGCUACGGCACGGCCCAAACGCGGCCGGUCUCAGCGAGGCCCACCAUGGCAGCUCUGCUGGAAAAGAUUCCGUCAGACUAUAACUUGGGUAACUAUGGCGACAAGCCUUCCGAUAGCAGUGAUAUAAAGCCGAGGCCUCCCCCUGGGAAGGGAAAUGAGAGCUGUGCUAAAAUGCCCGCUGACUGGAGACAACAGCUACUUAGACAUAUAGAAGCUAGAAGGUUAGACAGGAGCGCUGCUUACAAACACCACACAGUUAGCCUUGGCAUGCUGCACUCUGGAGGGGUUUCAGCCAUGCAUGCCGGCCGAAGCAUGACUUUAAACUUGCAGCCUAAAUCUAAAUUUGAAAACCAAAUGCUUCAAGAGCUACCUCUACCGAAAACCCCGUCGCAGCAGAGCAGCCUCCUGGACAACGGGCAGGACGAGGUGGCCGUGGGCAGCCCCUGGAACCCCUACCCGCUGGGCCGGCGGGACGUGCCCCCCGACACCGUCACCAAGAAGGCAGGUAGCCACAUCCAGACGCUGAUGGGCUCGCAGAGCCUGCAGCACCGCAGCCGGGAGCAGCAGUACGAGGGCGGCAUGAACAAGGUGACCAUCCAGCAGUACCAGCCCCCCCUGCCCAUCCAGAUCCCGUCCUCGCAGGGCUCCCGGGCCCCCCAGCCCCAGCGGUGCCUCAUCCAGACCAAGGGCCAGCGCAGCACCGACGCCUACCAGGAGCAGUUUUGUGUGAGGAUAGAGAAGAAUCCUGGCCUUGGGUUUAGCAUCAGCGGUGGAAUAAGUGGACAAGGAAAUCCAUUCAAACCUUCCGAUAAGGGUAUCUUUGUUACUAGGGUUCAGCCUGACGGCCCUGCCUCCAGCCUGCUCCAGCCCGGAGACAAAAUCCUCCAGGCCAACGGACACAGCUUUGUGCACCUGGAACACGAGAAGGCUGUGCUCCUACUGAAGAGUUUCCAGAACACAGUAGACUUAGUUAUCCAACGUGAGCUUACUGUCUAAAUAUUUUUUUAUAAAUAGUAAAUAUGUCUAGCCAGAUCUAAUGUUCAAAAGGAUUUAUACAUAGGAAACCAAUUUUUUGCCAAUUGCUGGACCAAUGGCAAACAGUAGUGCCAAAUGUAUAAUACUCUAUGUUAGUACCAAUCAUCGGGAGAAAAUAUAAGAAUUAACUCUAUAAAUAUAUUGUUCAUGUGGCUCCGUAUUAGUUUUACUUGUCAGCCUCUGGCUGUGCAUUGGUGCGUUUUUUUAACCAAGUUCCUUCUUAAAAGUCAAUUUCAUAUGAUUUCAAAACACAGAAGCACAUACAAAUCCUUUAGGAAUUCUGCUGUCCAUCAGAAACACUGCCUCAAAGUUGUAUAUGCCUUUAUAAAGAUGAAAUAUAUUAACCUGUACUUCCCAUGAAAUAUUUCUAUCAUGUCGCAUACGAAAGUAUAGAGAAGAAAAUAUUUUCAUAAACACCUCAAAGAAAGUAUAUAUUAAAUUAAAUUUAAUAAUGUUCAUUUAUUUUCAAUGCAAAGAUAUUCUAUGCCUUAUGAAAAUACCUGUACAUAUGCCGUGUGUAUAGCUGGCUCCGUAGGGAUCAGGAACAAUUCACUACACAGGGUGAGAGACUUCUCCAGCUGUAACUCUGGGACCUCGGGACAAGGAGCCCUCGUGGGAAUGGGAUAGCUCUCUCUGGAAUGGGAUGGCUCCCUCUGGAAUGGGGGAGCUCCUUCUGGAAUGGGAUAGCUCCCUCUGGAAUGGGUAAACUGAUUCUGGAAUGUGUGAACUCCCUCUGGAAUGGGAUAGCUCCCUCUGGAAUGGGUAAACUGAUUCUGGAAUUUGUGAACUCCUUCUGGAAUGGGAUGGCUCCUUCUGGAAUGGGUGAGCUCCUUCUGGAAUGGGAUAGCUCCCUCUGGAAUGGGAUAGUUCCUUCUGGAAUGGGAUAGCUCCCUCUGGAAUGGGUGAGCUCCUUCUGGAAUGGGAUGGCUCCUUCUGGAAUGGGGGAGCUCCCUCUGGAAUGGGUAAACUGAUUCUGGAAUGGGUAAACUGAUUCUGGAAUGGGAUAGCUCCUUCUGGAAUGGGAUAGCUCCUUCUGGAAUGGGUGAGCUCCCUCUGGAAUGGGAUAGCUC